This is a messenger RNA of Mesocricetus auratus (golden hamster), 750 nucleotides long. It is a transcript of the gene Ifng, whose product is annotated as interferon gamma. Gene Ontology annotation, cellular component: extracellular region. Gene Ontology annotation, biological process: immune response. The record is from RefSeq and is marked provisional. Gene Ontology annotation, molecular function: type II interferon receptor binding. NCBI's taxonomy places the organism in Eukaryota, Metazoa, Chordata, Mammalia, Rodentia, Cricetidae.
GUCCUUAAUACUCCUAUCGCGUUGGCCUAGCUCUGAGAUAAUGAACACCACACGUUGCAUCUUGGCUUUGUUGCUCUGCCUCACUCAGGCUAUGUCUGGCUGCUACUGCCAGGGCACACUCAUUGAAGAAAUAGAAAAUCUGAAGAAAUAUUUUAACUCAAGUAGCUUAGAUGUCGUGAAUGGAGGGGACCUCGUCUUUAAUAUCUUGACGAACUGGCAAAAGGCUGGUGACACAAAAAUCAUUGAGAGCCAGAUCGUCUCCUUCUACUUCAAACUCUUUGAAGCCUUGAAGGACAACCAGGCCAUCCAGAGGAGCAUAGACACCAUCAAGGCAGACCUGUUUGCUAACUUCUUCAACAGCAGCAUGGAGAAACUCAAUGACUUUGUGAAGCUCACCAAGAUUCCGGUAAAUGACCUUCAGGUUCAGCGGAAAGCUGUCAAUGAACUCAUCAGUGUGAUGCCUCACCUGUCACGAAAACUUAGCCUAAGGAAACGGAAAAGAAGUCGGUGCUGUUUUGGGGGUGGAAAUCGUCCCAACAAGAAUAUUCUUGCCAGCAAUAUUUGAAUUUAAAACUUAAACCUAUUUAUUAAUAUUUAACAUUAUUUAUAUGGAAAUUUAUAUUUUUAGAAUAACCAACCAAAGAAGUAUUUAUGAUAGCAACUUUUCUGUGAUGAAAAUGAAUUUCUAUUAAUAUAUAUAUGUUAUUUAUAAUUUCUGUAUCCUCAACUAUCUCACCUGACCAUUUAUUG